UCCAUUCUAUCCUCAUCCUCUUUUUUCAUCACCCUAGCUAGCUAUAAACGCAAUCUUCCACGAUCGAUAUUGAUUUGUAAGCGAAUAAAAAACUCGAGAGCGAUGGCGGGAAAUUACUAUUUAGCCCCUCAUGAGUAUGAAGACCCUUCAUGUAACUUCUCAACAAACUUCACUUCAUUCCCAAACGACAUGUCACCUUCUGUCCAUUUACUGACAACCUUACCUUAUUAUCAUCAACCUAGUCCAUAUCCUCAAAUACCCAUGGUUGAUUGCUACCCGCAAUCCUCGUCUCUAAGUUACAAUAACUCAAGCACUUCUGAUGAAGCUGAUGAGAACCAGAUGAGCAUCAUCAAUGAAAGGAAGCAAAGGAGGAUGAUAUCAAACCGCGAGUCAGCUAGGAGGUCCCGGAUGAGGAAACAGAAGCAGUUAGACGAGCUGUGUACGCAGGUUAUGCGGCUCAGGCACGAGAACCAUGGACUUAUGGACAAGCUCAACCGCUUCUCCGAGACUCAUGAACAAGUUAUCCAAGAAAAUGAUAGGCUCAAGAAAGAAACCAUGGAGCUAAGGCAGAUGCUUAGUGAAGCACAACUUGCUAGAACUUACAACACUUUGAGAGAUCUUGAUGAUGAUGAUGAUGAUCAUGAGGUGGUUCUUGUUCCUUCUUGCACCACUGCUUAUCUCAGGGCUCAAUCCUCUAAAACUUCCACCACUAAAAACUCUUCUAAUCUGCUUCAUUGAUUUGAUUCACCAAAUGGGGUGCCUUAAUUAUUAACUAUAUAUGUAGUCAUAAAUAAAUAAACUCUUUGAGCAAUGUUUGCAUCCCUUUUGGUUUCUUUUUUUCUUUUAUUGGGUUGUUUAAUUGAUAUUUUUUUGUUCUAUUUGGUGUGGAUGCAAUUAUAUUACUAUAUUAGUGAUUGUUUGGCGUAA
Helianthus annuus (common sunflower) is the source of this 927-nucleotide messenger RNA. Its product is annotated as basic leucine zipper 43. Bases 103 to 738 code for a protein of 211 amino acids. Lineage: Eukaryota; Viridiplantae; Streptophyta; Magnoliopsida; Asterales; Asteraceae. The transcript has a single exon. The record is from RefSeq and is a predicted model, not a curated record. Gene Ontology annotation, biological process: regulation of DNA-templated transcription. Gene Ontology annotation, molecular function: DNA-binding transcription factor activity.